This is a messenger RNA of Guyanagaster necrorhizus, 1261 nucleotides long. RefSeq lists its product as uncharacterized. The record is from RefSeq and is a predicted model, not a curated record. Bases 60 to 905 code for a protein of 281 amino acids. The transcript has 10 exons. Lineage: Eukaryota; Fungi; Basidiomycota; Agaricomycetes; Agaricales; Physalacriaceae.
CACGUAGUCAUCUUAAAAGAACAUUUCUGGUUCUCUCGGAUUUAGAUACCGUCACCAGAAUGUCCUUCUUUAACUUCCAAAUUGUUUCCCCUACUUUUCUGACCAGUAUUCAGCUCGAUGAGAUCGUCGCGAUUUCUGUUCGAACUUAUGACACCAACCCCACUAUCCGUGCAAUGACUGGCGGAAACAAGACUUUGUACGAUCCUUUUUUAAGAUCCGUAAACCGGGAACUGCUACUCGAAGGCAAGGUAUGGCUCGCUGUUUCGGAGGGAUUCAACAAUGCCUAUGCUCGCCUUACGGAAGAAACAAAAUAUUGGUGGCAGAAUAUUUAUGGGCCGCAGAUCAAGGAAUUCAUGGAUAACGCUCUUGGGGAAACCGCAGAUCUUGAUGGAUGGAUGACACCACUGUUGGCGGAUGAUCCGCCAUGUUCAAAGAAAUGGCCCAACAGUCCCGCCGCCCUUCCCAACUACGUUUCUCAACCAUUGAACGGCCUGGCGGCGCAUACAUCGAGAAUUUCUUUUCUCAGCGAACGGCCAUGGUGCGCGUCCUUUCGUUUGCAACAGGACGACGCUAUCCAUUUCAGCCGCCAUCCUCGACUAUCUAAAAGCUGCCUAUCUUCACACUCUCCGUCUUUCUUCCCUGUGCGCUGCAUUCAUAUCUGCCUUGAAGCCCACGUCAAAGUUGUGAUAACGUCAUCGUUUAUCCCUCUUGUCUCCAUGGUUUUGGAUCUGAGCAGACAAGCAGGCGAAGGAGGAUUUGUUCUGAGCGACGAUAGAAGAGAUGAAUCUGCUUUCCGAACCAAAGAGAAGCAGGGGGUGGUGUUCAAUGAUCUCGGGAAGGAAUCAGUGGUUGACGGAAGGGCGCAUGUUCGUUACGAGCAAAACACUGCCUGUUUGUCGACGUGACUGUCUUUUCAUGUCUCCAUAUCGUUCUUGGUGAUGACAACACAGAGCGGAAAGAUUUAUCCAUCUGGCAUGAUGACCGGUGGAGCAGGUUGAGCAAGUUUCGAGACGUAUGAGGUUGUCGCGCAGGAGGAGAAACAUCUAGCGCUAAGGAGCAGGUCCAGUUGGAGGGCUCCCAACUUGAUACUGCACAGAUGCAGCUAUGUGGUGCCGCCUGGUUAUCCUCUGAAACUCGGCAAUAAGACCCUUCGCAGUGUGAGCGACUCGGUCUGUUAUGACGUCCGCAUUCUGACUCUGCGCAUCCUGGGCGAUCUAUUGGUGGUGUAUUGUCCAUACCCGGCUUACAGGGCAUCGGUGGG